AUGAUGAUGAGUAGUAAUACUACAGGCAACAUUACUGAAGACGAAACAAUGAAUGAAUCAGAUAAUCGUAAAAGUUUUCUUAUAUCAAGUCUUUUGUCUGCAGCAUCAUCUGCUGAAUCAAUACUUGAAACUGAAGAAGAUGAUGAUGAUGAUGAAGACGAUGGUAUUGAUGAGAAUGAUGUCGACGACGAUGAUGAUCAUGAAAUGGUUAAAGAAAUGGAACAUGAAGAAAAUAAUAAUAAUAAUAAAAAAAUGCAAAUUGAUUCAACACAAAUCCCACAUCGAGCUUUUCCAAAAACAUCUCCAACAUCAAUGAUAUUUCCACGUUUAAUGUCUUCAAAUGAUUUUUCAUAUCUUUAUUAUCUUAGUUAUCAUUAUUUUGCCAUGCAAAUGUCAAAAAAUGGUCAAAUAUCAUCAUCACCAUCAUCACCAUUACCUUUAUCAAAUCCAUCAUUAAUUAAUACAAGUAUAGAUUCAAUGAAAAAACCUUUAAAAUCAUCUUAUCCAUUAACACCAACAUCUUCAUCAUGUUCAUCAUCACCAUCAUCACCAAAUCUUACUACCAUUACUACGACAACAACAACAACAACAACUCUAAAUUCAAAUACAAAUAAUUCACGUUAUCAAUGUGAUGGUUGCUCAAAAUCUUAUUCAACAUUUGGUGGUCUUUCGAAGCAUAAGCAAUUUCAUUGUGUGGCACAAAUUAAAAAACAAUUUCAAUGUAAAUUUUGUGAAAAAACAUAUAAUUCAUUAGGUGCACUUAAAAUGCAUAUACGUACACAUACAUUACCAUGUAAAUGUAAAAUUUGUGGUAAAGCAUUUUCACGUCCAUGGCUUUUACAAGGACAUGUACGUACACAUACAGGAGAAAAACCAUUUCAAUGUGAAAUAUGUUGUCGUGCAUUUGCUGAUCGGUCGAAUUUACGUGCACAUAUGCAGACACAUUCGGAUAUUAAAAAAUACCGGUGUACAAAUUGUUCAAAAACAUUUUCACGUAUGUCAUUACUUAAUAAACAUACGGAAAAUUGUUUACAACAACAACAUCAACAUGCAACAACAGCAUCUAUUCAUUCUUCAACUGAUGAUUGUACCAGUACAUCAAUGAUUGUGCCUACUGCAUUUUCAAUUUGA
Adineta steineri is the source of this 1131-nucleotide messenger RNA. Lineage: Eukaryota; Metazoa; Rotifera; Eurotatoria; Adinetida; Adinetidae. The record is from the annotation of a GenBank genome assembly.